AGGAAAGAUCAACAACGAAUAUAGUAGAUUAGAACUCAUAUCUUUAGCUCAUACGAUGGCCGGUUUGAGGUCUUUAGCUCUCGUUGCAUUGCUUGUUUCAAGCUUUGUUGUGGUUUCGCAGAGCCGAGUGGCAAGAAAGGACCUGGGUGUGGAUCUGGGUGGGGUGGGAGUUGGAUUGGGUGUUGGUGUAGGCCUUGGGUUAGGUGGGAGUGGUUCAGGCUCAGGCUCAGGCUCAGGCUCGGGCUCGGGCUCGGGCUCUGGAGCUAGUUCUGGAGCAGGUUCGGCUUCUUCAUCAGGUUCAGGGUCCGGCUCAGGCUCAGAAGCAGGUUCAUACGCCGGGUCAUACGCUGGUUCCAGGGCUGGGUCAGGAUCCGGAAGUAAUCAAGGACGAGGAUCAGGCUCUGGGUCAGGCCAAGGGCAUGGUCAAGGUUCAGGUUCUGGCUCUGGAUCUGGUUCUGGUCAUGGUGAAGGAUAUGGGGAGGGCUCUGGCCGAGGAAGCGGCUCUGGUGAAGGAUCAGGCCAUGGCGAAGGUUAUGGCUAUGGUGAAGGCUCAGGGCGUGGAAACUAAAUGACCAAGAACAUAAAGAGUAUAAUAAAAGAAUAAAAUGGUCGUCUCUAUUUGACUAUGUGGAGAAGAAAUAAGUAGAUGAGACCUAUGUGCAUGUGAAUAAUAAUCUUUAUUAGGGCAUGUACGUUGUAGCCAUUAUGUACUUCCCUUCUUUAAUAUUACUGCGUGUUCCUACAUAUUUAGAGCCGCC
Messenger RNA from Vitis riparia (riverbank grape), 758 nucleotides. Its product is annotated as cell wall protein IFF6-like. Bases 56 to 568 code for a protein of 170 amino acids. The transcript has a single exon. Lineage: Eukaryota; Viridiplantae; Streptophyta; Magnoliopsida; Vitales; Vitaceae. The record is from RefSeq and is a predicted model, not a curated record.